CCUUGGUGGUGGAAGAGGGAGACCACCAAUCAAUGAAUCACAUUGCUCUGUCUCAUGUCAUUACAUUAUGGCUGAAGCCUCGAGCAGUGUUUUUAAAAUUUGUGACAUUCUGCAUGCCAAGAUCUUCUAACUACUGUACAGUCAAUCGAUGGAUAUUGUUAAUGACACAAUUUCAAUGUCUGUAGUUAUAGGCCUGCCAGACAACGGGUCACCCUCCACUCAAAUGCGGUAGACUUUGAAUCGCCUAAAUCAAUCUUUUAUCUAAGUAUAAACUCAUCACAAAAAGUUCUUCAUAGAGACUACCUCUUAAGAAGAAUGGCGAAGUUUCUGGCAAAAGUUUAUGCUCAAGAGGUUCAGUCAUAAUGAAAUGCGACAAUUACAAUGUAGCAAAUACAAAGUAGAGCGAUGUUACUGACUGGGUAGAGCACAGUGAAUUCCUGGCAGUAAUCUCAGAAGGCUUCUCCCCCCUCCAUCCCUGUAAUAUUCACCCAAUAAAGGGAGGUCUGAUUCAUUUUGGAAACUGUGAUAUAUACACACUACUGCUUCAGGCUUAGUAAAACUCAUUUAGACGAGCAAGUAUAAACCCAUAGUAGUGAAGUUGUCGUCUAAUAUUAUUUUUGUAAAAACUCAUUACCAUGGAUGCAAAACAGAUUGUACUAAAUUAUUUAUUGUAUUCAACAACAUUGCAUUCUAUCCACUGAAAUAUUUAGAGAAAUUCUUGUUGAAAAUGCCUAAAGCAUGGUUCACUCCCCAACAGUACAUACAAGCAAGGCAGUAUACAUGGCAAAAACUGGAGAAGGAUAAAAAUUUAGUUUUAGUGGACAUACCAGAGAAUGAAAAGAUAACAUACUUCAAUAGGCCCAAGAAGGAAAUUAAGAAAAGCCAGUAUGACAUUCUCUUUCACUUUGAACAUGGAUGGGAUCAGAAGAUGUGGCGCUCUGACCGCAGUAAUCCAAAGAUUUUUCAAGAUGGCAUACACAAUGAGGAAGAAGAACGAAUAGUACCAGUGCUUACAUCUUCAAUAUAUGGACACAGAAGGACUAACCUGGAAGGAAAGCCAUUGUUUGUGAACAAGCGAUUCCAGUCUACAAGAGAGUUCUACAGAGUUAAUAGUGUCAACAUGAAACCUUCCCGUGGUUUACCGAAGGACCAAAGCACCAACUGUGAAAUGUAAUUUUGUUAAAAUACAAUUAAAUAAAAUUUUUGUUUGUAUCUAA
Homalodisca vitripennis (glassy-winged sharpshooter) is the source of this 1217-nucleotide messenger RNA. RefSeq lists its product as uncharacterized. NCBI's taxonomy places the organism in Eukaryota, Metazoa, Arthropoda, Insecta, Hemiptera, Cicadellidae. Bases 728 to 1174 code for a protein of 148 amino acids. The transcript has 3 exons. The record is from RefSeq and is a predicted model, not a curated record.